Messenger RNA from Mesorhabditis spiculigera, 1422 nucleotides. The record is from the annotation of a GenBank genome assembly. NCBI's taxonomy places the organism in Eukaryota, Metazoa, Nematoda, Chromadorea, Rhabditida, Rhabditidae.
AUGCGGAAUUUGUUGUUGUUAUUGCCGUUGAUUGCGGCCUCCCAAUCAGUCGUCAUCCGGCUUCACGAUUCCGGCCUUCGAGCAGCAGCUAAUUUUACGCGACAAUGGCUUCAUCUGGCGAUGCCGCAAUUUAUAUUACCGUCUUUUAGACAAGAUUUCUCCACCUCUUUCGCAACGGGGAGAAUGGCCGUCACGAACCUGGCCGUCAGGAGAUUUGUCUCGCCGUUGAUACGAUUUCGACCGACCGACCACUCCGUGUUGUACAUGAGUACGAUGAGCGGCUAUGCACAGGUAACCGCGGACUGGGCGCUGGAUUCGAACGUACUCUCCAUGCUCCGAAUCCCCUUAGAUGGCCAGAUCCAAGCCCAAAUGACGGGGUUAAUCUCGGAAAUUGCUAUGCAAAUUACCCCUGAUAAUUCGGUCGAAAUGCAUCAUUGCGUAGCCCAAAUCCGGGAUCUCCGAUUGACACUGUCUGGCUCGAUGGCGGCAGAUGUCCUACAUUGGUUCCGCAACAGUCUAACACGUGCCAUUCGAAAACAACUCGAACAGGAGUACUGCGACACCAUGAGAGUGCAUUGGAUUCCGUGGGUUGCCUCUCAACUCGCCCAAUUCCCGACGAAUAUUUCAAUUAGCCAAAAACCACCGGUAACCCUAACCGGAACCCCAGAAUCGAUCGCCAUGACCGGGCAAUUUGUUGAAUUCCGGCUGCGGAGCGAUUUGAUUUGGGAUGGGCAAACGGUAGAAUCCACUCCACAGAGAAAUAAGACCGUCAUGGAGAUUGAUUCGGUCCCGAAAACCCAGAAAAUGUUGGACAUUUUUGUGGACGAGGAGACGGUGCAGAGCUCUUUGGCUGCCGCGCAUUUUGCGGAUCAUUUGAAGACAACCAUCGAAAGCCCAUUCCUGGAUACCCAGUGUGAUGUGUUGUGCCUUGGAACCGUCGUGCCGGAAUUAGCGCAGGUUUUGCCAAACAAGACGCUGGCUAUUAAUGCCAAAACCCUCUCACCUCCCAUUAUCGCCCUAACGCCCGACAAGGCCCUCGUCUUCUUGAACGCAUCUCUCGACGUCAAUCCGCAGCCCCUGACCGAAGGAAUUCCUGAAAGCCUCCUGACAGUCAACGUCGAAACCGAGUUCGCCCUCAAAAUUGAGGUCUCAAAGCAGAAGGUCAAAGGAAACCUCCAUAUGCUGAACGCGCAGGCGACGCUUGUCGACAGUAAAGUGGGGCUGAUCUCACAGCAGACCGUCGACUUCCUCGUCUCGAUGUCUACCCCGUUUCUCGAAGACGCCGUCGACAUGUGGGUCGGCCGGUACCUCGUCGACGCCCCCGAUUUCCCAACGACAAAUGAAAUCCUGACGAUACACCGAGGCUUCCUGCGCUACGAGGCUGACCUCAACAUUCCGAUGCUCAUGAAUCGAUAUAUGAAC